This is a messenger RNA of Cheilinus undulatus (humphead wrasse), 1910 nucleotides long. It is a transcript of the gene hao1, whose product is annotated as hydroxyacid oxidase (glycolate oxidase) 1. The transcript has 8 exons. The coding region runs from base 7 to 1125 and encodes 372 amino acids. The record is from RefSeq and is a predicted model, not a curated record. NCBI's taxonomy places the organism in Eukaryota, Metazoa, Chordata, Actinopteri, Labriformes, Labridae. Gene Ontology annotation, molecular function: FMN binding; oxidoreductase activity.
GACAAAAUGUCAGGGCACCGUGUGUGUGUGUCAGAUUUUGAGGAGGAAGCCAGAAAAGUUCUUCCUAAAGCUGUGUAUGAUUACUACUGCUCAGGAGCUGAUCAACAGCGUACUCUUGCCGACAAUGUCGCUGCCUUUAGCAGGUGGUAUCUUGCCCCUCGGAUACUACGGGAUGUGUCCAAAGUGGAUCUGUCUGUCUCUGUCCUGGGCCAGAAGCUCAGUAUGCCUGUCUGUGUUGCUGCCACAGCAAUGCAGAGGAUGGCUCAUCCUGAAGGAGAAACAGCUACAGCAAGAGCCUGCCAAACAGUGGGAACAGGGAUGAUGCUGAGCUCCUGGGCCACCUCAACUAUUGAGGAAGUGAUGUCUGCAAUGACUACACAGAAUGGUGGAGCUGUUCUGUGGCUGCAACUUUACAUCUAUAAAGACAGAGAACUGACACUUUCACUGAUAAGGCGGGCAGAGGCAGCGGGAUAUCAGGCUAUCUUUGUCACUGUGGAUACACCAUAUCUGGGGAGAAGAUGGGACGAUAUGCGCAACCGCUUUAAACUGCCUGCACAUCUAAGCAUGUCUAACUUCUCAACAGCCUCCUUGGCCUUCUCUGAGGGGGACUACGGCAAUGAUAGUGGUUUGGCUGUUUAUGUAGCAAAAGCAAUUGACCCCAGCCUCUGUUGGGAUGACAUCUCCUGGCUGAAAAAACAAACAAAUCUGCCUGUGAUUGUCAAAGGAGUAUUGACAGGUGAAGAUGCAAUCCAGGCAGUGAGCUAUGGUGUUGAUGGUGUCCUGGUAUCAAAUCAUGGAGCUCGACAACUGGAUGGAGUACCUGCCACGUUGGAUGUGUUGGAGGAAGUGGUGAAAGCAGUACAAGGUCGUUGUGAUGUCUUCCUGGAUGGGGGAGUGAGGCGGGGAACAGAUGUUUUGAAGGCUAUAGCUCUUGGAGCAAAGGCUGUCUUUAUUGGCCGUCCAGUGCUCUGGGGACUUGCCUGUCAGGGAGAACAAGGAGUAAUUCAGCUUCUAGAACUGCUUAAAGAGGAAUUGCGUCUGGCGAUGGCUUUGUCAGGCUGUCGUUCCUUAUCUGAGGUUAGCAGGUCCCGAGUAAGGAAAGUGGAGUUUACCUCAAGGAUCUGAAAAACAUCUGUUGUAGGAAACAAAAGACGAAACUAUCACAGAUCAUUUGCUUUGUGAGCUUCCUGAAAAAAUAAACAAGAAAAGUGAAUAAAAUUGGAGUGAUUAAACAAUGUAGCUUUUUAAAAAUUCAUUAUGGAAUGGUUUAGAUGUCUUAGAUCCUAUAUUUCUUCCUUUGGAGAAAGUUCUGAUAUACAUGGAAAUAGUCUUAAUGUUCCUAAGGAGCUGACAAAACCAAAUCUUCUGCGGCAUAUGAACAAACCCUGAUAGCAAAAUUAAUUCGGCUUGAAUAUGGGCCAAAUGAACUGCAAAGAUGAGGCUUGCAUUUGGGACCUGAAUGACGGCCCAAGUGUGUGACAGCUAUGUCUGAACCAUAACAAAGCCAGAACUCAGCCAGGACUACACCAAAUAAAAUAAUUGAUAUGGCUCACGGCUGGGUCUCAUAUGGAAAACCCAUAUGGUUAAGUUUUUGUGAGGCAUGUCAGUCACCUGUAUCAGUCAAAGCCAAAUGCAUUUAGUUUUAGUCACAUUUUUGUCAUUUCUCCCUUCAUAGUGUUUAGUUGACGAAAACUCAAAAACAUUUUAGUCUAGUUUUAGUUUAUAAAAAGUCCUCACAUUGUAGUCUUAGGUUUUGGUCCAAGCAUUUACUCUCUUGCUUAAAUCUGGUACCAAGUCAUGGUAGUGUGUUCUAUGCACCCAGCCAGACCUGGAGUCCACGCUUUCUACAGCUGAGAGGCAGAAUGCGUUGUAUUUUGAGAGAUUUACCCACAAUGGAGAAAUUUCAUGGA